GACUUGUAGGGCGGCGCGCUCCUUCGUCCAUGGACUGCAUGAAAGGCCCGCUGCACUUGGAGCACAGAGCAGUAGGGACCAAGCUGUUGGCCGCCUCCUCGUCUUCCUCCUGUCACCAUCCCCAGCCGCUGGCCAUGGCUUCGGUACUGGCUCCCGGUCAGACCCGCUCCCUGGACUCUUCCAAGCACAGGCUGGAGGUGCACACCAUCUCUGACACCUCCAGCCCCGAGGCCGCAGAAAAAGAUAAGAGCCAGCAGGGAAAGAAUGAGGACGUGGGCCCCGAAGACCCGUCCAAGAAGAAGCGGCAACGGCGCCAGCGCACUCACUUCACCAGCCAGCAGCUGCAGGAACUGGAGGCCACUUUCCAGAGGAACCGCUACCCGGACAUGUCCACGCGCGAAGAGAUCGCCGUGUGGACCAACCUUACGGAAGCCCGAGUCCGGGUUUGGUUCAAGAAUCGCCGGGCCAAAUGGAGAAAGCGGGAGCGCAACCAGCAGGCUGAGCUGUGCAAGAAUGGCUUUGGGCCGCAAUUCAACGGGCUUAUGCAGCCCUAUGACGACAUGUACCCGGGCUAUUCCUACAACAACUGGGCCGCCAAGGGUCUCACGUCAGCCUCCCUGUCCACCAAGAGCUUCCCUUUCUUCAACUCUAUGAACGUCAACCCUCUGUCGUCGCAGAGCAUGUUCUCCCCGCCCAAUUCCAUCUCCUCCAUGAGCAUGUCGUCCAGCAUGGUGCCCUCAGCCGUGACCGGCGUUCCGGGCUCCAGCCUCAACAGCCUGAAUAACUUGAACAACCUGAGCAGCCCGUCGCUGAAUUCCGCGGUGCCGACGCCCGCCUGUCCUUACGCGCCGCCGACUCCUCCGUACGUUUACAGGGACACGUGUAACUCGAGCCUGGCCAGCCUGAGACUGAAAGCGAAGCAGCACUCCAGCUUCGGCUACGCCAGCGUGCAGAACCCGGCGUCCAACCUGAGUGCUUGCCAGUACGCCGUGGACAGGCCAGUGUGAGCCCCGCCCACAGCACCGGGAUCCUAGGACCGUGCCGGAUGGGGCAGUGCUGCCCUUGAAAGACUGGGAAUUACGCUAGAAGGUCGUGGGCACUAAAGAAAAGGAGACAAAGAGAAGAUAUAAAGAGAAAAGGAAACCACUGAAUUAAAGAGAGCUCCUUUGAUUUCAAAGGAAUUUCCUCAAUGUCUGACAUCUUUCACUAAAAGUAUUUCCAACAGUUGCAAGGACAUACACAAAUGUUUGACUGGAUAUGACAUUUUAACAUUACUAUAAGCUUGUUAUUUUUUAAGUUUAGCAUUGUUAACAUUAAAAUGACUGAAAGGAUGUAUAUAUAUCGAAAUGUCAAAUUAAUUUUAUAAAAAGCAGUUGUUAGUACUCUCACAACAGUGUUUUUAAAGGUUAGGCUUUAAAAUAAAGCAUGUUAUACAGAAGCGAUUAGGAUUUUUCGCUUGUGAGCAAAGGAAUGUAUAUACUAAAUGCCACACUGUAUGUUUCUAACAUAUUAUUAUUAUAAAAAUGUGUGAAUAUCAGUUUUAGAAUAGUUUCUCUGGUGGAUGCAAUGAUGUUUCUGAAACUGCUAUGUACAACCUACCCUGUGUAUAACAUUUCGUACAAUAUUAUUGUUUUACUUUUCAGCAAAUAUGAAAAAAAUGUGUUUUAUUUCAUGGGAGUAAAAUAUACUACGUACAAAUUGGUCUGGAUUCUUUCUGCCCU
Panthera uncia (snow leopard) is the source of this 1721-nucleotide messenger RNA. It is a transcript of the gene PITX2, whose product is annotated as paired like homeodomain 2. Gene Ontology annotation, cellular component: nucleus. The coding region runs from base 30 to 1007 and encodes 325 amino acids. NCBI's taxonomy places the organism in Eukaryota, Metazoa, Chordata, Mammalia, Carnivora, Felidae. The record is from RefSeq and is a predicted model, not a curated record. Gene Ontology annotation, molecular function: RNA polymerase II cis-regulatory region sequence-specific DNA binding; DNA-binding transcription factor activity, RNA polymerase II-specific. The transcript has 3 exons. Gene Ontology annotation, biological process: anatomical structure morphogenesis; regulation of transcription by RNA polymerase II.